Closterium sp. NIES-67 is the source of this 1406-nucleotide messenger RNA. Lineage: Eukaryota; Viridiplantae; Streptophyta; Zygnematophyceae; Desmidiales; Closteriaceae. The record is from the annotation of a GenBank genome assembly.
GAAACUCGCAAUUGUCGAAAUACAACUUGGUAGUUCGUUAUCGUUCAGACUGCAGCCAAUCAGGUUCAGUGUCAACGCGAGUCAUGCUGAGAAUCCGCCACAAUUUUGCCAUUCCACGUCGUACGCUGGGAAACGGUUUCGUCCUUCAUUCCCGUUCACAGAAUGUAUGAGGGCACGCAUCCUUUGACCACCAAUCACGGGGACUAGGAGCGACCUUUCCUCCCUGGAGUCAAUAAGAGACAGCAAAUCUUGGGGACAGCGAAUUCGGCAUAAUAUUUUCAAAGCAGCCUUCUUGGUCUUCACUCAGAGGACUUUUUUCUGCCAAGCUCGUUCGGCAGCCAGCCAUGGCUGCGGUCAUAAUUUCGUCGUUCCCCCAACUUCAAACCAUCCCGGCAGCAAUAUCCUCGUUGACUACUGGCAGAGUCACCCCUGCUGUCACAUCCGUUAUGAUCACUCGCCGACGCUCGCAACGCAUCCGGAGCUCGUCAAACGGCGAUAGGAACGUUUCAAUUACGGCGUCUGAAGCAGCCGAGCGACGAGAGGCGAAAUUGAGGGAGCUUAUAGCGGAGCAGGCGGCGCUGGAGAAGGAGGAGGAGAAGCCGUACAGAUUUGUCGAGGGACGAAAGUACUAUCUUGAUGAGCUGGACAUCCCGGGAUUCCUGGACGGCUCACGGUAUUUACGGCCGUCGGAUCCGGACGCUUACAAUCCAGCAGCAUUCCUGUGGAAGAAGAUCGGGGACAUUCCCGAGGAGAGGCGCCAUAGACUGCUGGACCUGCUCAAACCCCAUCACUUCACCCUCAUGUGGGAUGCGGCCGGCAAUCGCUUCCAGCUGGAGCAGGAAGACGGGGAGGAAGGAGCGGAUCCGGUGACGUCAGCAGGCGGGAUGCUGCCUGACGUUGCCACGUCAGCGCCCCUGCAACCGGAAAUAUGGGAUGGGAGGGUCAUGGGAGUCCCAGGUCCCCUUUCAUGGCUUGGCAGGUUCCAAAAGUCGUUCUUUGUUGGCGCCGAUGGGCUGCGAUAUGGCCGUGUCAUCUCAGGCGGGCCCCUCUUUACUGGACUCUCCAAUACAAUCACACCGCUGUAUUUCCGCAUCCGGGCGGCCAAUCGUGUUCUGGCAACGGACGAGCCGUGCGACCUCUCCUUUGACUACGAGUCCGGGCAGCUCCACUUGAAAGAUAUCGGGCUGCCCGAAGGCUUUCCAGUCCCUCGGCCCCACCCGCCUAUUUUCGAUGAUGAUUUCAGAGACUAUGUGCGGGCAGCAGGGCCGGGGGUGGUAGUGGGGCAGUCGUGGCAGGAGGGGAGAGACAUGGAUGCAGAGCCCAGGCAGUUUUUAGGAGAGUUUAUCCUCGUUAGAAGGCACCCUCACCAAGUGAACCCAUGAUACAAAUAAGAAUAUUACUUUUAU